AUUAGGCGCUUUUCAAGGCUAUUAAAGCUAGUAGUGAUUAAGACUAGGAGCCGUCUCUUCGACUUCAUACUGUCUUUCCAGUUUCCUCUUCUCUAAUCGUUAUAAAACAGUAUGUUUUGUGUUUCUUCUUCUCCCACUCGUGUCUAGUCCUGAAUAGAUUUAAGUUUGUCUUAAUAGGCACGUUAAAAUUUUAUCUCGUUUCGUAAUAGUUAUGUCUUACGUUCCUCCACAUAAACGACAUGAAAACGUUGCACUCAGGGCAUCCUCUGUUCCACCUUCACUUCCUACAAAACACAAAAAUACAAAGAUAAUCUACGCAAAUGAUUUCAUUUCCAGGUGGUUUCUCGUUGGUUCAGAGCACAACAACAACAGCUUUCAACUUGUGCCCGUUUCUCCAGAGUGGAGGAGAUGGCCAGAAGACAAAUCGUUGGUAAUCUUAGUGAAGAGCGAGUCCGAAAAACUGGGAACUCCAUGGCUAUGGGUAGCAGAGAAGGUUGAGAACGAUCUUAUAUUGGGAUUUGGUAGGGCAAAGAAGAUGCUUCUACGUUAUGCAUCAGAGGAUGUUAACCUCAGAUUGAUCGCUCGGUUUGGCACUUUAAGAGAUGAAAACGUAACUAAAAGGGUACUGGAAAAACUCAAGAAAUCAUUUAAUACAAAUGUUCCGAAGUCAUAUGUCGAGAACGUUGCGUAUGGAGUUGUUCCUAAGAUGGGACUCUCUGUUGAAGAGACCAAGGAGUUGUAUCAUGUGAAGGUAUUUGACGACACUCGUCCUGAUAUAACCAUCUCUUGUAAAUGUAUGGCUGAGCUUAAUGCUCUGAGGCACUUAACUCUCGAUGUAUCAUGCCUUGAUCAAGACCUUGACAUGAGACUGUCGGUUGAUUCAAAAAGGACACUAACUAAUCUAUCAGAGAAUGAAAUCAAGAAUCUUAAAGAACUGACAGAUUCAGCAGUGAUAGAUACUAAUGUGAAAGGUGGGUUAAAAUGGCCGCUUGGGAAAUCAUCAUGUGGUGAUCGUUAUAGCGUCUGCGGUGUGUGGCAUACCGUCACAACAGCAUACAGGAACUCUAGUUUGAGGCUUCAAGUCCGAGAGGCUGAUCGGUAUGAUUUCAGAACUGGAAUUGGAGGAAGUUCGAGGGAAGUUUUUCUCAAGCUAAAAGCCUUAAGCAAAUUACUAAAGGAGGAAGAUGCGGAGAGGAAAUGUGUUUCGGACAUGCUGAAAGAUUGUCUGGAAACAGUGUGGGACUACUUUUUGAAGACACAAGUGUAGUCACUGUUGUUUUCUUGUGUGUUUGCAUGCUUUUGCCACUCUACUCCAAACUUUGCUGCUUUGACACAUUUUGGCUCAUUUUUAAUUGGGAGAAUUGCUAAAAUCAACCCAAAAGUUGAUUGCAACCCUAAAAGUAGACCCCAUAUUCAAUCAAUUGCAAACCCAACCUAAAGGGGUGUUAAAACUACUAUUUAGUCCUUGCGACUAAACAAAAAAAUAUAAAGUCAUUUUACUGUUCUGUCCUUCGUAAGUCUACACAUAACAAACAUAGUCUACAUAUCCGUAGACAUCAUACACAGUCUACAUUGUCGACUUAAUUUGUAGUCUACGUUGUAAUUUAAUCUAGUUAAUUACUUUUAAAAAUAUAUAAAAUUAUUUUUUAUGAAAUUAUUAAUUAAUCAUCAAUGUAAAGGUUAAUAUGAAGUUUAUAAACUAAAUUUGUAUAUAAGUGAACAACUAAAAAGAAUAUAUGUUGAUUUGGUAACCAUGUGUGUUCAUGGUUUAGUAACAAAAGGUUACAUAACAUGUUAUAUCUAUCUUUAGGGUUAGAUUUAGAUUGAUUUUUUUUUUGUUCAGAUUAACAUAUUAUUACUGAAUAGUUUAUAUUUUGUAAAUUUUAUAUUUGAUACAAUAAUUUCCUAUCAAACUAACAUAUAGGUUUGAGUUUCGUGGUUUAGGGUUUGAGUUUUGUGGUUUAGGGUUUUAUAGAUUUACAAUUCAGUCUACUUUAAUAAGUGUACAAAAAGUCAUUUUUUCUUCUAUAAAUUGAGUUUAUGAAUAAAAAAAAGUGAAAUCACACAUUGUAACUAUUAAUAAAUAAAAAAAGAAAUUUAGUAUUUCAUAUAUAAAUUUACUAAAACAACAAUAUAAAAUAGAAAUUAAAAUAUUGUAGACUGAUAAAAGGUCAACUCUCAUCGAAUUUAACCUAACCGGAGUGAACCAAGUAAAUUCUAACCAAAUUCAAUCUUCUCUCCGGUAAGUAAAUCUCUCCGGUUUAGUGUCUGUCGACGUAUCAAGCUAGCAUUUUAGGAUUUGAGUUUUGUGGUUUAGGGUUUCGUAGACUUAAAAUUUAGUCUACUUUCAAAUGAAUGUAUAAAAACAAUUAUUUUUGGGAAAGUUUUAUUUUCCCGCUUAAAAUUUUCCCGCUUUGAAUAUUAUUUUUUUCAGAAUUUUUUUUUUUGAAAUUUUACAUAAUAAUAUAUUUUGCUUUAUUAUAUUAAAAUGCAAAACCCUAAUCUCAUAAUUUUUUCUCUCUCUCUCACGGCGCUCUUCCUCCUCUUCUCAUCUUCUCAUGAACUCAAGAUCCGACUCAAAUCUCUCACGCCGGACCACCUCUCUCACGGCGGAGGAAGAUGGAGAAGAAGUUUGACGGAGGAGCAUGGUCUCACGUCUCCAGAUAUAUGCCGCUCUUUAUCUGAAAAGAGUUGUGUUGAAGUCUCGAUUUUGAGGAAGAGGAACGAGGAUCUGGUUAAAGGUCUGACUUUUCCUUUUUGGUAUGAAGGAGAAGGAGUUACCAGAAACUAACACAGUCCAUGUCCGAGCUGGACGAUGUUGUAUCCGUAGGUUCAAGGACUAUGAGAAGCAGUUACCAGAAUCCAAAGUUUUGGCGAAAGAGGCUGGCAUUGAUGAAGAUAUGGCUGGGGAGCUUCGAAAACAACUUAAGCUGAUGUUUACUUUUUCCCACCAUCCUCUUGACGCCAGAAACAUAUUGCUUUAAGGUAACUCGUGGAGAAGAAGCUGUAAUUUGGACUGGUGACCUUGUAGUGGUUAUGCAAUGCAAUGCAUGCAAGUUACCGCAUGAACCUUGUUUGGCUCGUGAAGUGACUCAAAGAAGAUCAUCUAGCGACUAGCUUGAAAGAUUCAUGUUGUUGAAGACUGUAAUGUCUAUUCUCAUGUUUAUGAUCUAUAUGUGUACCCUUUCAGUUGUGAUUGAUUGCUUUUGUAAACUUGCCAAGAGAAAUCGCGAGUAGUUACAGUCUUAUCCAUC
Messenger RNA from Raphanus sativus (radish), 3254 nucleotides. RefSeq lists its product as uncharacterized. Bases 212 to 1267 code for a protein of 351 amino acids. The transcript is spliced from 12 exons. The record is from RefSeq and is a predicted model, not a curated record. NCBI's taxonomy places the organism in Eukaryota, Viridiplantae, Streptophyta, Magnoliopsida, Brassicales, Brassicaceae.